UGGCAUCAGACGCAACCACAGCUGCAAGCUGGUGUUGAUGCAAAUAAAGAAAACGAAAGACGUCCAUUCCAUUUAAUUUAACUGUAAUUUCUUUCUAUUGUGAGCAAGAUAAGCUGCGUUAGGCAUGCGAGCUGCUAAUUCAUGGCUUAACCUUUUACACAGUGGUAACUUCUUGAGAUGAAAAGCUAUGUUAGCACUCCCACACACUCAAAAGUAAGGGGACCUAAUCUAUCGACGAAUACGAUGGCCCUACUGACUAUGGGAACCAAUGACACAAGGGUGGUUAUGGUUUUGAUUGUGUUGGUCUGUAAAAACGUCAUAAUAUAGUAACUCUGUUUCUUUCUAAUUCUUUACUUGAGGCUGUCGUCCCCGAAAAAAGUUGGAUUUUUUUUAAAGAGAACACAUGAGGAAGGCUUCGUUAGAGAUUCCGGAGUUUUGCCGAAUUUUUGAACACGAAAGAGUGAAGGUUCAACGGCCAGAUGUACUUGACCAUUUGAAAUCGUAUUCCUCGCCUGAUUUCAGCUCGACAGGUAAGUAAACUGACGGCCUGACAAGUUCAUUCAAAUGCUAAUAGGACAAUAGUAUAUUAGAAUUGAAUAUGCAUUUUUAUUGUUGGUGCCGCACAGUAGUGUUGGGUCUGAGAUAUAUCUGGCCUUAAAAAUAAGGGGUUUUGUAUCAAGGUUAUCGCGAGCAGCAACAAAAUGUGGCUCGCAGGUUACACUUUGCCAAUGUGGGAGUUAAUGAAUUAACAUCCUACCUUGCCUUAUAAGGUAUCGUCAUGACACAUUCGACGCUGUCAAUUACGAAUUCAAUGGUUGUCAAGUGUUAAUGUGUGUUGGUGUAUUCACAUGACAAGUGGUAGAUUGUAUUCAUAAUCUCUGUUCAAUUAUGAUUAUAAUAUUUCUGUUUUACAUGUAUUUUUUUACUGUACUUAAUAAAGAGUGGUACAUAAAUACAGCCAUUCCCAAACCAAUAAGAUCGUUAAAAAAAAAUAUGUUGGUAUGUAGGAUUGUAUUCAGCGAUGCCACGUGAUCUUCUGUUUGUGGUGGGUGAGGAAAUCAUUGAAAGUCCAAUAGCAUGGAGAUGUUGUUUCUUUGAGUAUCGUGCAUACUGCCGUUUGAUGAAAGAAUAUUUCAGAGAGGGCGCCAAGUGGACAACAGCCCCUAAACCACAAAUGAGCGAUGAGCUUUUGGGUUAUAUUGGAUCCCAUGAGAGACUAGAAUUACCAGCUAGAGGUCAAUUUGUGACGACAGAAUUUGAACCUUGCUUCGACGCUGCUGAUUUUGAACGUGCUGGAAAGGACAUUUUUUGCCAGUUAAGUAACACAACAAACCGAAUGGGUGUUGAGUGGCUUCGACGUCAAAUUGGUGAUGACUAUACAAUCCACAUUGUACAAUGUGUGGACGAUGCUCCGAUGCAUAUAGAUGCGUCCCUGUGCUUAUUGAGACCUGGUCUGGUUUUAGUCAACCCAGAAAAACCUUGCUAUCAGAUAGAGCUGUUCUCAAAGGCUGGGUGGGAUGUUGUUGAGGCACCUCAUCCAGUAACACCAAGCGAUCACCCGAUGUGGUUUUCUUCAACAUGGCUGUCAAUGAAUGUUCUGAUGUUGGACCAUAACCGGGUGGUAGUAGAUGCAAACGAGAUUCCUACUCAAAGACUUUUCGAGAACCUUGGUAUGGAAUGCAUCAAAGUUGAUUUGCGUUUUGCUGGUUCUCUAGGAGGUGGCAGUCAUUGCUGGACUUGUGACGUCAGACGAAACGGUUCUUUAGAAUCAUAUUUCUAA
Molecule: messenger RNA, 1780 nt
Organism: Anneissia japonica
Lineage: Eukaryota; Metazoa; Echinodermata; Crinoidea; Comatulida; Comatulidae
Product: glycine amidinotransferase, mitochondrial-like
Exons: 4
Coding region: 1022-1780 (252 amino acids)
Cellular component (GO): mitochondrion
Molecular function (GO): amidinotransferase activity
Source: RefSeq, a predicted model, not a curated record